AGACUGGCUGCAUUUGAAAUAUCGAGUUUCCUUUGAAUCUCGAUGCUUUGAAAACCCUCACAAUCUUCUCUCCAAUUUUGACACACUCCUUGAGAUAUUAGAAUAAAAUAGAUCUCUUGUCUCUCGUAAGCCCGCCAUGUCAUUAAAGAACGACGCUUUCCCCUCGUCUGCAGCUUUUGACCUGAUCAAAAGCUCGCUGAGUUCAAACGAUGCGGAGCGAAAGGAUGCCAUCAAAAAGGGAAACGCUGUCUUUACCUUUACGUUAAAGAAUAAAUCGGGCGCCGAAGACAGCUGGUAUAUCGACUUGAAGCAGAGCGGAGCAGUCGGAAAGGGUCUGGCACCUGACGGGAAGAAGACUGAUGUGACCCUCUCGUUAUCCGAAGAAGAUUUUGGUAAACUUGUGGCCGGCAAGGUCAAUGCCCAGAAACUCUUCAUGUCAGGCAAAUUGAAGGUCAAGGGGGACGUCAUGAAAGCGACUAAAAUGGAGCCCGUGCUGAAGAGCGCACAGGCAAAGGCGAAGCUCUAGUUGAUUUGUUUGGGACCAAUAAAUUCAGAGUUGGAUAUC
Messenger RNA from Xylona heveae TC161, 565 nucleotides. RefSeq names its product sterol-binding-like protein. Gene Ontology annotation, cellular component: cytosol. The coding region runs from base 137 to 526 and encodes 129 amino acids. The transcript has 3 exons. NCBI's taxonomy places the organism in Eukaryota, Fungi, Ascomycota, Xylonomycetes, Xylonales, Xylonaceae. The record is from RefSeq and is a predicted model, not a curated record.